Tigriopus californicus is the source of this 958-nucleotide messenger RNA. RefSeq lists its product as uncharacterized. The transcript has 3 exons. The coding region runs from base 172 to 570 and encodes 132 amino acids. The record is from RefSeq and is a predicted model, not a curated record. NCBI's taxonomy places the organism in Eukaryota, Metazoa, Arthropoda, Copepoda, Harpacticoida, Harpacticidae.
AAUUAAAAAUCAUCUCCUGGUGUUGUCUUGUUCCAUUAUUCUCAUAUGACUCAUGCAUCAGAAAGUUGAAAAUCUGGCAAAUGGCCAACGUCUCAAAUACCGAGUGAAGCACAUUCCCACGACUCAAAUGUGAAUUGUUCCUGGGCAUGAGCUCCUACCAAUCCUAAGAAAAUGGGACGGAAAGUCGUCACUCUCCAAGCUCUUAGUUCCAAAUCUGUGGAAAGAGUGAUUCGCAAUGCUUGCGAUCGGAAUUGGGACCCUAUGUGCCAUGAAUUGGAAGCUUUAAGUCAGGAGCAGAAGAAAAGAGGGUUGGCAAUACGGGAAUAUGUGGCAGAUAUCCCUGUUGCGGAAAUUGACGAGAUCUUUCGCCGGGUUAUGACCUACAAUGGGGAAUCCGAGGCCAAGGUUUCUCCGAUGGAUAUAUGGGUAUUGAUUCAUCCCCUCACAAAGUCAAUCGUAUUCCAAUCAUCAAGCAAAGAGCCAAUCCGAGGUACGCAAAAGGCCUUGUUAGAAUCUCUUCAUCGAUGCAAAUACCUGGAAGUCUUGGACAUCAAUUCUAUGACCGUUUAAACGGACUUUCGCUCAAAGUUAGUCGAUAAAGAGAGUUGGGCUGUGAAUCCGAAUAACAAAGCAUUAUUUUAGUGAUUGUUGGGAGUUCUACUUAUCAGUCUUAGAAGAUGCUCUAAAAGAGUUCUACAAUCUCAGCUUCUUGAACGUGGGGAAUUUGAUCAACAAUUCCAUCUGCAAAAUCUUGUCAGAACAUUGCCCAAACCUAAGGCAACUUCACGCUUCCGGCCCUAACGGCAUCACCGAUCUUGGCCUAAGAUACAUUAUUGGUCAGAUUCCAUCCACUCGAGAUGACUCAGGUAAACUCCUUUGAGACCCUCUGCUUUUAAAAGAACUAAAUAUAACGGUUUUUUUUCUUCAGACAGCCUUGGUCCAAGUAAGAAGAACCCAA